Mesitornis unicolor (brown roatelo) is the source of this 3117-nucleotide messenger RNA. Its product is annotated as histone-lysine N-methyltransferase 2C-like. Gene Ontology annotation, molecular function: transcription coactivator activity; histone binding; histone H3K4 methyltransferase activity. Gene Ontology annotation, biological process: positive regulation of transcription by RNA polymerase II. The record is from RefSeq and is a predicted model, not a curated record. NCBI's taxonomy places the organism in Eukaryota, Metazoa, Chordata, Aves, Mesitornithiformes, Mesitornithidae. Gene Ontology annotation, cellular component: MLL3/4 complex. The transcript has 19 exons. The annotation marks the transcript as partial.
AUGUGCCUGGACAUACAAGUUACACCUUUAAAAAGAGCAGGUUGGCAAUGUCCUGAUUGCAAAGUGUGCCAGAACUGCAAACAUUCUGGGGAAGACAACAAGAUGCUGGUGUGUGAUACAUGCGACAAAGGCUACCAUACUUUCUGUCUACAACCAGUUAUGGAUGCUGUACCAACAAAUGGUUGGAAAUGUAAAAACUGUAGAGUAUGUGCUGAGUGUGGCACACGAACAAGUUGUCAGUGGCACCAUAAUUGUUUGGUAUGUGACAGUUGUUACCAACAGCAAGACAACUUAUCUUGUCCUUUCUGUGAAAAACUGUGCCUCCAAGACUUCCAGAAAGAUAUGUUGCAUUGUCACAUGUGCAAAAGAUGGAUUCACAUAGAAUGUGACAGAUCUCCAGGUAGUGAAUUGGAGUCUCAGUUGAAAGACUACAUCUGCACUCUUUGUAAGCAAGGAGAAGGGGAUCAGACUCAGUCAUGUGAUGUAAUGGACACUUCUGAACUCAUUCCUGAACCUGACAGUAUAACAGCCUGUACAAAUGAAGUGGAAAUGGAAGGUGAUGGAGACAAUGUGGCAUUUCAGGAACAGCCCGUUACUGGUGAUGGUCCUGGUCAGGAAUCGGCUGUCGGAUGUGUCACGGACGUUACAGGCACAUCACCAGAAGAAAAGACCACGGAACUGGAAACAGAAGCCUCUGUUGAAAUUAAUUCAGCUGAAAUGGAAAUGUCUCCUAAAAAGACACCAGCACCUGGUGACAGUCAGACUGAGGCAGUGGUGGAAGGUGUUCAAGCUGUAGUACAACAGGAGUUAGACAAACACGUGGAAGAGACGCAGCUGCCGCAGGGUAGCGUGGAGGUACCAGAAGUAUCCACAGUAGACUCUCGGUCUCUGUCUUCAGUGCCUGAGACCGUAACUGUGACGCCAGAAACACAGGAGACUGAAAGUAAAGGAGAUACUUGUGUCCCUGCAGAACAACAACUGGAAAUCAUAAAAGUGCAAAAAGAUGUAGAAAAAGGAGAAACCCAUGAGAAGUCGGAAACGCCAGCUCUUCUAGAAGUAGAAACUACUUCUGCAAAUGAAGGUGUUGCAAAUAGUUCACCAGUUGGAGACAAACCCAUAAAAUCACCAGCUGAGACUUACCCCUCGCUUCCCCCCUCACUUAAUAUCAACAAGACCAACAUGUCUUCCUCGCCAGAUGUCUCGUUAGACUUGCAUUCAGCACGCGACGUGCAGCACAGCCAGCCCCCGGCACUGCCUUCCACUGCUGGAAGUGCCCUCCCAACCACUUACAUAUCAGUCACUCCAAAAAUCGGCAUGGGAAAACCUGCCAUCACCAAACGCAAGUUUUCUCCUGGAAGACCCAGGUCGAGACAGGGCCGUGGAUCAGGAUUCCCAGGGAAGCGGAGGCCGCGUGGUGCAGGUCUCUCAGGAAGAGGUGGCAGAGGUAGAUCAAAACUGAAGAAUGGAGUUGGGACUGUAGUCAUUCCAGGGGUUACAACUAUGGAUAUUUCAGCUAACAAAGAUGAGGAAGAAAACUCAAUGCAUAAUACAGUUGUCCUCUUCUCUAACAGCGACAAGUUCACUCUCCAUCAGGAUAUGUGCGUAGUUUGUGGGAGUUUUGGCCAAGGUGCUGAGGGCAGGUUGCUUGCCUGUUCUCAAUGUGGUCAGUGUUACCAUCCAUACUGCGUCAGUAUUAAGAUCACUAAAGUGGUGCUCAGCAAGGGCUGGAGGUGCCUAGAGUGCACGGUGUGCGAAGCCUGCGGGAAAGCAACGGAUCCGGGCAGGCUGCUGCUCUGCGACGACUGCGACAUCAGCUACCACACGUACUGCUUGGAUCCGCCCCUGCAGACGGUGCCGAAGGGAGGCUGGAAGUGCAAAUGGUGUGUUUGGUGCAGACAUUGUGGAGCAACUUCGCCAGGUUUAAGAUGUGAAUGGCAAAAUAAUUACACACAGUGUGCUCCCUGCGCAAGUUUGUCUACCUGCCCCAUCUGCUAUCGCACUUACAGGGAUGAAGAGCUUAUAAUUCAGUGUAGACAAUGUGAUCGAUGGAUGCAUGCAAUCUGUCAGAACUUAAACACAGAGGAGGAAGUGGAAAACAUAGCUGAUAUGGGUUUUGACUGUACCAUUUGUAGGCCAUACAUACCACCAGCAAACGUGCCUUCUUUGGACUGUUGUGAUUCAUCAGUUGGAGCUCAGAUUAUUUCAAAAUCAAAAGAACUAGACCCACCGAAGACAUACACCCAGGAUGGAGUCUGCUUGACAGAAUCCGGCAUGUCUCAGUUACAGAGCCUAACUGUUACAGUACCGAGAAGAAAACGGACAAAACCAAAGCUUAAACUGAAGAUUAUAAAUCAGAACAGUGUGGCUGUGCUUCAGACACCCCCAGAUGCCCAGUCAGAACACUCGAGAGAUGGGGAGAUGGAUGACAGUAGAGAAGGUGAUCUUAUGGACUGUGAUGGAAAAUCAGAUUCCAGCCCAGAACGGGAAGCUGUGGAUGAUGAUACCAAAGUUGCAGAAGGAGCUGAUGGGAUUAAAAAAAGGAAGCGAAAACCAUACAGACCUGGCAUUGGUGGAUUUAUGGUACGUCAGAGAAGUCGUACGGGACAGGGGAAGACUAAAAGGUCCCUCUCCAGGAAAGAUUCUUCUGGAUCCGUUUCGGAGCAGUUGCCUGGCAGAGAUGAAGGUUGGCCUGAGCAGCUGCCAGACACUCCAGUUGAGGAGUCUACCCCAGCUUCUGAAAAUACUGAGAAAAUCAAAAAGCGUUACAGAAAAAAGAAAAAUAAACUUGAAGAAACCUUUCCUGCCUACUUACAGGAGGCUUUCUUUGGGAAAGAUCUACUGGAUACCAGUAGGCAAACCAAGAUGAGCCUGGAUAAUUUACCUGAAGAAUCCCUUUCGCUCUCAUGUAAAACAAAUCUCACCACCAGUUUCCUGGAUCCUUCAUCUGACCCCCUUCUUAGCUCAACCUCCACUCCAGCUCAGGCAAAACUGGGACCUCAAGUUAUUUCCAGAGAGAGAGAUGUGUUUGGAGGGGUGGAGACCCUGGUAAAUUGGUUAACUGCUGAGCCAGCAACUGUCACAUCUUCCCUUCUGACUGCUGCUGCAUUGGAGCUGGAG